Apis laboriosa (Himalayan honeybee) is the source of this 1662-nucleotide messenger RNA. RefSeq lists its product as uncharacterized. Bases 100 to 1662 code for a protein of 520 amino acids. The transcript is spliced from 8 exons. The record is from RefSeq and is a predicted model, not a curated record. Gene Ontology annotation, biological process: negative regulation of cell population proliferation. Lineage: Eukaryota; Metazoa; Arthropoda; Insecta; Hymenoptera; Apidae.
AAUUAUUUAUGGGGCGAAGUUAAUGGUUUAGAUUCAACAAAAAUAAAACUUUGCGUAUGUCCUGAAAAAGGAGAAAUAUUGGCUGGAAAUAUCCAAAAAAUGGAGAUAAUUAUUACGCCUAUAAAAGAGGGGAUCGUACAAUCAUUAUUUAUACCAUGUUUUGUAGGAGAUUUGCAUAAAAUAAUAAUGUUAGGAAUUGAGUGUUUUAUUGAACCGCUUUAUGUGACGUUUUAUUUUCCUUUAAACAACAAAAUGUCAUUAGAAUUAAAAAAUAAUUUUGUUAAAAUCGAAUGGCGGACAGACAGUUUUAAAUUCGCUUUUGAUAUGGCAGGAAAAUCUAAAAAAUAUAUGAAAAUAUUAAACAAGUAUAAAAAUCGAGAAGAACGAGAAAUAAUGAACAUGGAUUUAGAUCAAGGAGAGAUCCUUAAAGAUGCUUCAACCGAUCCUUUGAUACAAGAAAUGGUUGCUGAAGAAUCAAGCGAAUAUUUUCCGAAUACUUCUGAAAUCAAUAGUUUUCAAACAAGUAAUCAGAGAGUACAAAUUGAUAAUAAUUAUUCACAAAAUACAAUUUCCUCUAGAAAUAUCAUACCAUUUCAUCAAAGAUAUCUUCCAUUAAUUACACAACCUAUUGUAAUAGAAUUUUUAAAUUUACCAUUAAGAACAGUGCAAAAGAAAACUUUUAUAAUAAAAAAUGAGACUUCAAUUCCAACUAAUUUUUGGCUUAGUAUUAAGAAUUUUUAUCCUAUCAGAUGUGCAUGUGAAUGGAAAUCAAAAAAAAAUCUAAUUAAAUCUAUUUAUAAGCGAGUGUUUGGUCAAAAAAAAGGAUUAAUAGAAGAAACAUUAUAUAAAGCGAAACAAUCUGGAUCAGGUAUAGUAAUUUAUGUUGAUCCUUUAAAUUCAGAUAUUGGCCCUUUUAAAGCCAUAUCUGUGGAUAUUUAUGUUUUCGCUGAUACAUGGGGUAUUUAUGUGGAUGAAUUAGAAAUAAAUAUUAUUGGUUUACCAAAAUAUACCAUAGGAAUAUGUGUACAAGUUGUUGGAUCACCAAUUACAUUAUCAAUUUCUGAUAGAAAUGAAUUUAAUAUACCUGUCAUCAAAUAUGGAAUUGAAGCUAUAGGUAUGCGUCUAAAUGACAGAAAAAUAUUAUUGACAAAUACAAGUGUAAUACCUAUAGUUAUUAAUUGGCAUACAUUUUUAGUUAAACCAGUUAUAAAAAAAAUGCCUUUUAAUAUAGUAUUUAGCAUCCAGACUCCAUUUACUGACAAAUUAGCAUCACAAUUAAGAUUAAAUAAUAAAAAAACUGAGAGUGAAAUACACUUAGAAGAACAUACAAAUUUUUCUUUAUCAAAGAAUUUAAAUACAUGUGAUUCUAUUGAAAUUAAUGAUAUAAUUGAUUCUACAACAUCUAGUUAUAUGGAAUCCUCAUUUAUAACUUCGUCUGCAAUAUCUAAUAAUGAAAUUUUAAUAAAUAAGUAUUCCAAGUGUAAACAUGAUUGUAAAAUUUGUUUCAAAUGCAAGAACUCAAAUAUAAAUGACAUUGAAUUAAAAAUUUCAAUACUUCCUUAUUAUGGUUUAACUAAUACAAAAAUUUGCAAAGUAAGAAGAUAUUUAAAAAAACAUAUUCUUGAAUAUGAUAAAAAAUUUUUAUUUUUAAUUUAUUUUUAA